UGCUGGCACUGGAAAGGAACUCUGCAGAAAGAAACCCAUCUAAAAGAGACAGGGAAAGGGGAGGGGGGUGGAUUUGAUUACAGACCGGAGGAUGAGGAUGCAGUGGGAAUGGCAUGUUGUAGAGGAAGAAAAAAGAAAACAAACAAGAGGACAGGCUGUUUGAUCAAGGUCUAAAGAUGUAGGAGCUGCAUCCGAGGAAGCAGGCAGUCAGUGUGUCUGUGAACGCACCAUCACAUCAGGGGACUUGUUGUGGUUCAAGGAUAGUGAAGGUGGAGAGGUGCAACCCGAGAAGUCCCCUUCCGCCACUUCCACAGAGGAUGACAGAUUAAUCCUUAUUCAGCAAGGAGCGAAGAAUCACCCCGAGGAUCAGAUGUUGUCCACGGCUCAGCAGAUGCUUCAGGAUAGCCGCUCUAAGAUUGAGCUGAUCCGACUGCAGAUUAUCAAAGUCGCCCAGGCUGGCAGCAGCAGCAGCAGCAGCAGCAGCGGUGGUGUUGAUGGUGGUGGAAACCCUAACAGCUCCACUCAUGGAGGUCAGAGUGCUGGGACAAGGAUAUCUCCCCUCGCUGCGAGUCUCGUGGAUGCUCGCUUGGUAGAGUUGCAGCACUAUGUGCAGAGGGAGUCAGAUGCAUUGGUGCUGGCCAAAGAUGUGGUGAAGGAGCUUGAAGGGAUCUCAUCGUUGGACCAGAAGGCCCUGGCUGAGGCUCAGUCUCGGGUGCAGGAAUCCUCCCAGAAACUGGGUCUUCUGCAGCUUUCCCUGGAGAAAUGCCUGAAGGAAAAGAACCAGGAGCCUCUACAGCAGCCUGCAGGAGGGGGACCUCCUUCUACCCAAAACCCCACAACUGGGUGUCCCCUUUCCACCUCGCCAUCCGUCUUCUCCAUCAGACCUGCCUCCUUAACCGGCAAACUUGAAGUCCGGCUUCUUGGAUGUGAGGAUUUACUGAAACCUCUGGGAGAUUCAGAGCAAGAAGACCAUCCAAACACUGCAGAGACACCAGCUACUCACAAACCAGACGGACCUCCAGAGAUCAGUGGUGUGCUCAGGCUGGACGGCAGAGUGGUCGGCCGGACGCGCUGGGCAGCCAUCAGCAGGCUGAGCUGGGACCAGACGUUCUACAUCCAGCUAGAGCGGUCCCGGGAGCUGGAGGUCGGUGUCUUCUGGCGGGACCGGAGGGCGAUGUGUGCAGUCAAGUUCCUGCGACUGGAGGAGAUGAUGGAAAACCCAAUCAUCAACCAGGGGAUAACUUUAGAGCCACAGGGCCUCCUCUACACUAAGCUUCGAUUUAUUGACACUGUGCUCGAACGGCAGCCAAAGCUGAGACGUCAGCGGUGCAUCUUCACUAAAGAGAGAGGGAAGAACUUUCUCAGAGCAGCCCAGAUGAACAUGAACUUUGCCACCUGGGGUCAUCUGAUGAUGAGCAUCCUCCCUCGCUACAGCUCCUUCACCACAUUCAGCUCAUCUUUCUCUGCGACCCCUGACCUGGUGGCCAACAACGCGCCCCAUGCAACUGAAAAGGAGCCUCAAACUACCACUUCACUGCCAAGCGAAGCUCCAGUAAUCAGACUGAGCAUCACUGAGGAUCAGCCCUCUCCCACCAUCCUCGACCAGGAAGAAAACACAGCUGGCAUCAUCAGUGCAGUGCACCGAACAUCAUCUGUGCCCGCACUGCAAGAAAAACUGUCCUCCAUAGAAGAAAGCGAAGAUCAGCCUGUAUCUGCUCUAAAGAUGCAGGUGGAAGAUUUUAAAUAUAUCUCAGUUCUUGGCAGAGGACACUUUGGGAAGGUCCUGCUGGCAGAGUUUAAGAAGACCGGAAAAUUGUAUGCUGUCAAAGCUUUGAAGAAAAGAGACAUUGUGACUCGUGAUGAAGUGGACAGUCUUAUGAGCGAGAAGAGGAUCUUUGAGAUGAUCAACGCGUCCAGGCACCCGUUCCUCGUCAACCUCCACGGCUGCUUCCAGACCAGCGACCACGUCUGCUUCGUCAUGGAGUAUUUACCCGGCGGUGACCUCAUGAUCCACAUCCACAAUGAUGUGUUUACCGAGGCUCAGACCAGGUUUUACUCAGCAUGUGUCCUGCUUGGUUUAGAGUUCCUGCAUCUGAAUAAAAUCAUCUAUCGAGAUCUGAAGCUGGACAACCUGUUAAUGGAUGCAGAUGGAUUUGUGAAAAUCACAGACUUCGGACUUUGUAAAGAAGGGAUGGGACACGGCGAUCGGACCUCAACUUUCUGUGGGACUCCUGAGUUUCUUGCUCCUGAAGUCUUGACAGACGACAACUAUACGCGAGCAGUGGAUUGGUGGGGGAUGGGCGUCCUCAUCUACGAAAUGCUUGUUGGAGAGUCUCCGUUCCCUGGUGAAGAUGAGGAGGAGGUGUUUGACAGCAUCGUUAAUGAUGACGUGCAGUAUCCAACCUGCAUUCCUCCUGAUGCUGUCGCCAUCAUCCAGAAGCUGCUGAAGAAGAAUCCACUGAAAAGGCUCGGAGCUGGAGAGAGGGACGCAAACGAGGUCAAAGGAGAGAAAUUCUUUGAGACCAUCGACUGGGAAGCCUUGCUAGCGAAGAAAGUAACGCCGCCCUUCCUGCCGUCGAUCAAGGAGCCCACUGAUGUCAGCAACUUCGACAGCGAGUUCACUCGACUCCAGCCAACCCUGUCGCCUCCCUCCAAGCCCUUCAGCCUCUCCGCCGAGCAGCAGGAAGCGUUCGCGGACUUUGACUUUUGCGCCUUGCAUGGGUGAAAUUUAAACUGACAUGACCGCAGGGGUAAAUUACAACCAGAAUGUCCAUGUUAGUGUCCGCACUGGCAGGUAACCCACGUUUAUCAUAACCACAACCCUCCUAUGGCAAGCUACUUUAUUUAUAUAUUUUUAGAUAAAAAGCAUUAAAAUGCAUUAGUAGGGGUUUACAAGAACAAUGACAGGACUUUUAUAUUUUUAUAUUUUGGUCUGCUGUUGUGUUAGUUGAUUGGUUAAUCAGCCAAUCAUUAAAAUUGAUCAGUUUUGAGUCCUUUAUUGAAUACAGAAGUGAAACAUUUGCAGAUUAUAACUACAGCUGUGAGGAUUACAUUCCUUUUACCAUUUAAUUUCAAUCCCUUUUUAAGGCCUGACUUCAGACUUGUGAUUGCCAGUGGCCUGUGAUUGAUACCUUUUGACAGCUUAGAGAUUGUAAAUAAAAACUACAAAAAAACGAAUGAGUAGGUUAAAGGAAUAGUUCAACAUUUUGAGAAAUAAGCGCAGAGGCUCAGACAGUGAUAUCAGUCGAUUUUGAGACUCUGCACUUUACAGAUUUGGUUGCACUUUAUUUUACGCCGCACUGAUGAGACUUAACAAGGUGGCAGUAAGUUCAAAUCGUUCCCUGUGAGUGCCAAGGCUUCCAUUUGUCAUCCAUUCUGUUCAAAUCUUCUUUGGAUUGAAUUUUAAGGCAUGCACAAAGGAAGGAAGGUGUAAGCAUAUCAGUCUCAGGAUCAUGUCUCUGCUUUUAGUCCAUGAUAUGGCCCCUCUGGCUUCAUCAGGUGAUGAUCUCCAGCUUGCUCCUAGAGCUGAAAAUUAGACCUUAGUUUUGCAGGUUGAAAUGCCCCAAGUGGACUUUUUUGUUUGUCUGGGACUUAUUCAGCAGUGCAGAUACUGUACCAGUUUGUUGUGGUUGAGCUACUUUCAAAGGGUGUCUGGGCUCAGCCUUAGAGAUACAGUGAGGAGUUUAGUCAUUCAGGAGCAGCUUAGAGUAGAGCCAUUACUCCUCCACAUGGAAAGGAGCAAGGUGAGGUGGUUUGGGAAUCUGACCAGGAUGCUUUUUCAACACAUCCUAGUUGAGGUAUUUUAGGAAUGUCUAACUAGGAGGAGACCCUGGAGCAGACCCAGGACAGGCUGGAGGGAUUAAAUCGCUUGGCUGGCUUAGGACUUGUCUUGGUGUCCCCCCCAGAAGAUCUAAAGGAAAAGGUUUAGACUGCUGGCUGGCUGGAUGGAUGGGUAGGUGGGUGGAUGUCAAAUCCCUUCCGGCCUGGAUGUUGUUGUGAAGUCUGUAAAUGUAAUAUAAUUAUCUGAUCAGAUACAGGUCAUAAUUCAUGGAUGAUUGUCCAUGGUUGUCAAUGUCCAUACUCAUAUUAUGAGUAUUUAUUUUCUUGUCUUAUUAGUGUGCCAUAAAAUAAAGUGCGAGCAUAAAUCUUGCUUGAUUCCAGCUCAAUGAAAGUUUCCCAGCCUGUCUUGAUGCUGACUCUAAAUGUUUCUGCAGCUCCACCAUGUUCAAACUGAUCCCAUGGCUAAAAACGCUGACUGUUCACGCUAUCAUCGAUCUGACAGCACAACAAAGAUAAAUAAAUAACCAGGCAGCAUCAUUUUUUUGUGUUUCUGACUGAGCAAACAAAGUGAUAAUGACCCUUUAUAAUCUCUGCAGAGAGCCAAAGUUUGCCCGGACCGCCAGCCUGCUCUCACCUCCUCCUGCUGUUAGUUUAUUUCGGAGAUCUGGUGAAAGGUUGAAACAAAUCUGAUAGAGACAGACACGGGAUGCUUGAAGAGUCUAUACCUUUAUCACCUCUAGAUAAAUAUGCAAUGUGCAGAUCAAAAACAGGAGGUUCAAAAUAUAGUUCUGAAUUUACAGUAGCUAAACUCUGAUAAUAGAUUUUCAUUUAAACUGUUGAGAGAAAUGCUGAACUACAAAUAUUCUGGCUUGUAUCAACUAAGCCCUCACAUGUUGUUGUUACAACUUCACCUCAUGUCGCUGUUAUUUCCUCUGCGACACUACACGGGUUUUUCCUUUAGUGGCUACGUCAGAGGGUUGUGCAUAAAACCAGGCAUGUGCAGCUGCCUGCUGUGGCGAUCCCUUGUGAAGUAGCUUUGUUUUACACUAAAUGGUUUUUGUAAAUUUGCCUCUAAUACAGCAACAAUUUGGGUUCCUUCAUGUUUAUUUAUAAAUGAAUGAAGUGAAUAACUGUCACACACUUCCCCAAUUGUUCAUUCUCACUUGAUCGUCAGUGCCAAGCAAUUACCACAUGCAUGAAAGACGAAAUGUCUCAUGUAUGAUGACAUGAUAUCGCACAAGCAUGAUGAUAUCACACAGGAAAGCUACAAAGAGGAAGACAGCAGCGCUUUGCGGUAACUUACACAAAAACACUGAAGAAGACUCAAAUCAAAUCGACAGCCUGAAAAUUAACCAGUCUUAAAAAAUGUGUUUGAGCAGCAGAUAGAUCCCAUCUAAACUUUAUUAAAAUUAGUAAAAAGGAACACUAGAUUAUUCCAAAGGAAAAUCAUGAGCCAUCCCAAAGCCAUCUGUCAUCCAAGUCCUGAUUUUAACACUAAAGAAACCAAAGCUAGGAGAUAAUCAAAAGCAACAAAUUUAGUAGUAAAUGUAGGUAAAAAGCUGACUUCAUAUGCUAUAACUUGUUCUGAGCAGCUACCUAUCCCACGUGGUAAGAUGACCAUUUGAAGGUUUACCCAGAAUGCCCUUUUUGAAAUUUGAAAUCAUCAGAAAACAGUUGAAACAUCCAGGUAACAACACUUGUUUCUGUUCCUCUCCUGUAUGCCACGGACACAUUAAACCAGAGCAGGUUUACUAUUGAAACUAUGAUCAUUUACAUGAUAGUGAAGUUCAAAUUUUGUGACAGAAAACUGAGUAUAGAAUUGAUCUGAAAAUGUCCCGUGGAUAUCUCUGGUACUUAUAAAGUUUGAAGUGGGCCUGUAAAUGUGGACGUCAUAAUUAAACAAUCAGCUGAUUCUGAAGGGGUCAGGUGGGAUUACCUCCUGGUUCUUCCUGAUGCAUCAUAAAUGUGCUUUCAGUUUGAUUAUGUCCACUCAGAUGAUAACAUGGAUAAACCUGGGAGCAUAAAGUCAUCUUCAUAGCCUCUUCAAGCCUCCUGUGCGCUGGCGACAGAUGGAGCUCGCUCUGUGGCCUUUGCUUAUUAUUUUCUUCUCCUGCAGAGGUUCAGUAUGUGCUGCCGUCUCUAUGCACUGUGACAGGCUUUGCCCACUGCCUUGACCAAACAGAUGAAACAAGCUACUCUGACUUCUGGUUUCAAAACCUUUAAAAAAAGAAAGUGUUAAUUUCAGUCCAACAUGUGUGAAGUCAUUCCUUCGUCUCUGUUACAGCAGUAGGAAGCGCAUGGCACUGUGGUGAACUCGUGCACUAGAAAAUCCUGUAAUCACUAGCAGUAUAAAAGAAGCCAUAGAUAAUCUAUUAUAGCCAUACUAGUGAUAAAGUAUCUGUAUUUUGAAUUUAGUGACUCAUAUUUAGUGAGCUCUACUGAUAUCAAGGCAAUAAAAAAUAAAAAGAGGAGGAAAAAGCCCUGAUUUUGUUCAUGUGCUCCUAGAAAUCCUGGAAUUUGCCUGCAGCUGGUGACGAGCUGGGGUUCAGAUGAGGCCUGGGGCUUUAAAGAGUAACUUAACACUAAAUCCAUCGUUUGAUCAGCAGCAUUUCAUAUUCAGUCAUGUUUACUGUACAGGUCACUGAUCCGGUUUCAGAGAGAUAUUGACGGCCUAAGCACGAGACAUCCAUGAAUAUUGUUUUCUGGGCUAAAUCUGGUCAGUGUGUUGCCGGCUUAAAAAGACUGACAUCCAAUAAAGUGAAAGGUGAAAUGUCUUUUCAGGCUAUUACAAAGACUUGAAUUCACAGUCACAGUUACUGAGGCCAAAAUCCAGUCGAAUUAGGUUCAGAAGUGAGCAGCAGAUUACUCUAGCAAGCUUUCAAAACUGCAUACAAGCCAUUAAUUUGAGCAACUCAUUGACAAAAUUAGAAGUUUACCCAAAGGGUGAAUGGGAUUUUCUCCUGAUUUCUGUUUUUUUUUUUUCAAUAAGGAAAGUCAAAGUUACAACUUCAAACCUUCAGAGCUUCUUUAUCACAUUUUUAUUGUAAAACACCAGAUAAUUACAAAGAUACUUACUAUGACACACUGAAGGGGCUUUGUGUCAUGUUCAAGACUUGAGUCAGGACCUAAAUGCGAGCAAAAGAGGAAAUGAAUAAAUCAAGGGGGCGUAUUUAUUUAUAACAUUAAGGCAAAAAGUUGGGCGUGAACUCAAACCCAGGCCCCUGUUGUAGCCUUUGGCAUAUAGGUCACCUGCUCAACCAGGUGAGCCGUAAUGUGCCAAAGUGGAACUCCACUGGUGACAGCACCAGAAUAAAAAUGAUCCAGGAUUGGGAGGAAAAAGGGUUUAUUUCACUGAUUCUAGGCAUCUUUUUAACAACUUACGAGUUCCUAUUUUACCUUACAUUCACACCUGUGGUGCAGUAGUUAGCACUGUCACCUUAUAGGCCGGGUUUUAAAUUCAGGGUCGGUGGCUGUGCAUUUCCAUGUUCAUCCUGUAUCUGUGGACCCCGAGUCCACAGAUACAAUCGGGUGUGUACCCUGCCUCUCACCCUGUGAUAACUGGGAUAACCUCCAGGCGCCCUGCAACCCUGACCUGGGUAGGAAAAGAAAGAUGGCUGGAUGAAUUCAAAUAUUCACCCUGACACAUGCUGGGACAUAAAGACUUCUAAAAAAGACAGCUUUCCACCUUUCACAUCUCAGUGCUGUUCAGGUUUUGUUUUUUUUUUUUUAACUGGAGUUAAAGCCCCAAAUAAAGAAAAAUCUGUAUCACUGCAUCAACUUUGCACUGGAGGGGCUGCUUUCCCUCUCUCAAAUAUUGUUUUGCAGUUAUUUAACCAUAGCACACACCAUUUUGAUCAUAUAAAGGGAUGUAUUCAGGGUGUUAUGUUGCUCUUUAACAGCUCUGAAGGCCACCUCUGAGCAGGACACUGAACGCUGCACUUGCUGUCAGCUAAUUUAAGAAACCAUAGCAGGGCAGUCAGGUGGUUUAACUGUUGUAGCACUUUAAGUUUAUGCUGCUGAAUAUUACAUGUUACUUCUGUGUCAGUACUGUAUGUAUUUAUGUACUCUAUGUAUGUACGUGAAUCCUGACUGGGAAUGUCAGUGUGUACAGAUGUACUCUAUAACGAUAUGCAUAUCAUCUGUGUUUUAAUGUACUCUUUGCUGUCAAUAAAUACAAACAGAACAUUACAGUUAAAACUUGGUAAAAAAAUGAACUUACUGACAUCAGUUUACAGGCAGGUACCAAACAUCAGCAGGUUUAAAGGCAUUUAGUGUAAAUAAUGUGGGGUCACCACUCUCAUCACUUCACAGCAGGGAUGUCAAACUUAUUUAAACUCCCUUCUGUCAGCGUUACGAAUUUCACACAUGGACCAGAUUGGAGUCUUUGCCGAGCCAAUUCUGGCCCCCGGGCCUUAUGUUUGACAACCCUGCUUUACAGAGAGCAGUGACCAAACCUGAGUGUUUCAAUCACAUGUAGUGCUUAUUUCUGUCUUCUCUUUUAUUCAACUUAAAAAAAAACCAAACAACUUAUGUGCCACUUGUACACUGAUAUUCUAAACACCACCUAACUUCAAGGCAAGAGAGCUCAGUUUGACAUUCAGAAAAUACUUAACAUGGAUCUGCUUUUCCUUCUUUUCCUCUUUCUGACUGAAGAGUCAAAUAUAACUGAGAGCCAAAAGCUGAGAUUUCAGACUGCACUUAAUGCUCAGAUUCAAACUUUUCUUCUGUUCUUGGAUUCAUGUGAUGUCAGAGUUUGUAUAUCCCUAAUAUAUGAUGAUGAUGAUGCAGCGUGGUUUGCUUUGUGACUGGUGUCCUGUUUUCAACAAGCAAAGACGAUAGCUAGACGAAGAAUAACUCUUCAUUAAGUGUUCAGGAAUUAAGUGUUCAGAUGUCCUGUUUAUGGGGGAAAGUGUUUAAGACGAGCCUUUGCAAACCAGUGGUCACAUCACAUCAACUAAAUCCAACUUCUAUACACAGCCUCUGCUCUUUUAGCUUAGAAGCCCCGCCCACUGGGUGUUCAAACCUUCUGUUUGCAGAUAACAGCCAAACAGAAGACAGCUGGUUUAAAGAGGGAGGAGCUAAAGCAGCUUGUUUCAGACAGAGAAUGAACUGAGAGGCUGUACCAAAGAUUAUUUUGAGCCGUGAAUCAUGGAAAGCUAGUCUAGAAUCCAAGAAUAAAAAUGAGCCCUUUAAUGUGCCGUUAACACUAAGUGCAUCUUUUGGUUCAUAAAAUCACAGGCAGCACUAACGAGGGGCUGAGACUGAAACAAGGUCCAACUCCAGUUAUCCUUUCCAUAUUAAGAGAUAUGAAACUAUCAACAGUUACGACUGCGUGCAGAAUAUCAGGUUAUUUUUAUUUAUUUAGGUCCGCUGACCUUCUCAAAGUGUAGCUGGAAUAAUCAAACGGUGCCAGUGACACACGUCAAAAACACCCCCACACGCAAACCCGUGACGUCAGCUGUUGCGCAUCACACGGUAAAACACCAACACUGAACGUGUGUUUCAAUGCUAACUGUAAAUACGGGUAAAGGGAUUGUGUUAAGGCAACACUGCGCACAGAUACCUCUGAGGUUUGGAUUAAGUUGUUACAUGAAAACAAGUCCGAGUUUCCAGCCAAGAACAGGAAACUGCUGGGAGCACCAGAGUGAUUACAAUCCUCCUGAGACGGUCCGCGUUUCAGUCCAAAAAGUUUCCUUUUGAUUUUUGUAUCUGGAUAAAACAAUUAAAGACGAACACUUUCUCAUUCUCCUGUCUUCAUCUUUGUGA
Messenger RNA from Pelmatolapia mariae (spotted tilapia), 9546 nucleotides. Its product is annotated as serine/threonine-protein kinase N2-like. Gene Ontology annotation, biological process: protein phosphorylation. The transcript has 20 exons. Gene Ontology annotation, molecular function: ATP binding; protein serine/threonine kinase activity. The record is from RefSeq and is a predicted model, not a curated record. Gene Ontology annotation, cellular component: nucleus; cytoplasm. Bases 371 to 2725 code for a protein of 784 amino acids. Lineage: Eukaryota; Metazoa; Chordata; Actinopteri; Cichliformes; Cichlidae.